Pristis pectinata (smalltooth sawfish) is the source of this 4321-nucleotide messenger RNA. RefSeq names its product FAM20B glycosaminoglycan xylosylkinase (gene fam20b). Lineage: Eukaryota; Metazoa; Chordata; Chondrichthyes; Rhinopristiformes; Pristidae. The record is from RefSeq and is a predicted model, not a curated record. The coding region runs from base 581 to 1813 and encodes 410 amino acids. Gene Ontology annotation, molecular function: phosphotransferase activity, alcohol group as acceptor. The transcript is spliced from 9 exons. Gene Ontology annotation, cellular component: Golgi apparatus. Gene Ontology annotation, biological process: protein phosphorylation.
CCCUCCGCGUUGAAGUACCUAGCUGGUCGAACGGCGGUUGUGGGGAGACGGAGACAAACAUCCGGAGCGUUGCUGGAGCUCACCUCUCGCUUAUCGUUUAACGCGCUCCGUAAUACUUACCUUUGCACCGAGCUGAUCUCUUUGCGUGGCUCCACCACACUCCGGGAAGCACUUUGGGACCUGCAUUCGCGUUUACGGGGCGCUAUGUGAAUGCAACGCGGCCCUUGUUGGGCUCCGGCCGGACCUCAGCCACUGAGGCCGCUUCCCUCCCACCCUCCGUCCGUCAACCACUGCAGCGGCGGCGAUUGAAGGCGGCCUGGCCGGCGCUGGGAGGCGGAAGUGUCGCAUUAUUGUUGUCGGCCGAUCCCAGGGCAGCGGCGGCACCGAGCGCGAGCCCGAGGGCCAGUGUGAUGAGUUGAACUUGCAAGCAAUAUGACAACAAAGGAAGGGUGAAUUUUUUUUGGGCAUCUAUUGUUGGCAUGUGGAUCAUUGCAAAGUUCAGCUGAAGUUGGUGUUGGGCUGCAGUCGUCAUUUUGAGACCAUUUGCAACAUCUAAUACCAUCUUGGAACGGAGGACAUCAUGAAGCUAAAGCAGCGUGUUGUUUUACUAGCUAUCCUUCUAGUUAUUUUUAUUUUCACAAAAGUGUUCCUGAUUGACAAUUCAGACUCAUCUGCAACUAAUCGAGAGGAUCAACAUUCCUUCCAGCAUAUGAUGGAUAAACUUAAAAUUGAACUGAAUCCGAAUCUGGAGCACACUCUGCAGUCACCAUGGGAAAUUGCAGCACAGUGGGUUGUUCCCAGGGAGGUGUAUCCAGAAGAAACUCCAGAGCUUGGAGCUAUAUUGCAUGCUAUGGCCACCAAAAAGAUCAUCAAAGCUGACGUGGGCUACAAAGGAACCCAGCUGAAAGCUCUGCUUGUUCUUGAAGGUGGACAGAAGGUUGUGUUCAAACCUAAAAGGUACAGCAGGGCUUAUGUGGUGGAAGGGGAACCGUACGCUGGUUAUGACAGACACAAUGCUGAAAUAUCUGCUUUUCAUCUGGAUCGGAUUUUAGGAUUGCGCCGUGCUCCAGUAGUUGUCGGGAGAUACGUAAAUCUAAAUACAGAGAUAAAACCAGUUGCAUCUGAGCAGCUUCUGAGCACCUUCCUCACAAUAGGGAACAAUAGUUGCUUCUAUGGAAAAUGCUACUACUGCAGGGAAUCAGAACCAGCCUGUGCAGAUGGGCAUAUAAUGGAAGGAUCUGUCACACUAUGGCUACCUGACAUCUGGCCUUUGCAAAAACACAGACACCCAUGGGGCAGGACCUACCGAGAAGGAAAACUAGCCAGGUGGGAAUAUGAUGAAAGUUACUGUGAUGCAGUAAAAAAGACCCCUCCAUAUGAUUCUGGUCCUCGACUCCUAGAUAUAAUAGAUACUGCGAUUUUUGACUACUUGAUUGGUAAUGCAGACCGACAUCAUUAUGAAAGUUUUCAAGAUGAUGGUGGAGCAAGCAUGUUAAUUUUGCUGGACAAUGCAAAAAGCUUUGGGAAUCCAAGUUUAGAUGAAAGAAGCAUUUUAGCAUCUGUUUAUCAAUGUUGCAUUAUUAGAGUGUCUACCUGGAGCAGGUUAAAUUACCUAAAGAAUGGAGUUCUCAGUACAGCAAUGCGGACAGCCAUGUCACAUGAUCCUAUUAGCCCCAUUUUGACAGAUGCCCAUUUGGAGGCCAUGGAUCGACGGUUAAUGAGUGUCAUUGCAACAAUCAAGCAGUGCAUUGAACAAUUUGGCACAGACACCGUGCUGGUGGAAGACAGAAUGCAAUUAUCCCACUUAAAAUAAGGUGCUCGAAAUGAAAACCAAGUAACACUAAUUUCCCUGCAUAUGUCAAACAAGCAUACACAACGUGAACAGUGCACGGUAUGGUGUACAAACUCAAGGAAAUUUAAGAAAACGAUUCUAUUCUUUUUAGGGUUAUAAGUUAUUUGGUAAGGUAGGUGUAACCUGGGAUAGGUACUGGAAAAUCUGUUGGCUGGACUGAAUUCUACUGAUCCUGGAAGCACUGACAAAUAGAUAAGAGUUAAAAGGAAGCAGUAAAAUGUUUUCUUGAAGUAAUGCUUUAACUUGAUCUUUAUGCAAAUGUAAGCAUGUUCUUUGUGGUUUUACCUUAUGUCAAAUAAUGCAGACCUGUUUUAAGUGUCUUUAAGAAAGUUGAUGAAUCUAUGCUUAAUCUGACAUAUCUAUUACCUACAAGGAGGGAAAGAAUAAUUUAAAUCCUUGAUCUUACACUGCCAAUAGUGAAAUCCAGAUCAUUGUCCAACUAGAUAUGCUUUUACUUAACAAGCCUACCUAGGUUACAUUGGAUAUAUUUAAUGGACAGAUUAUAAACCCAACAAAUUGAGGUCUUGUCUCACUUACUCUGUUGUAGAAAUCAAAAUGUUUCAAAAUUUGGCUAUACAAUACAGUACCAGCAUUGCUAAAAUACAAAUUAAAUGCACAAGAGGCAGAAUGUGAUAGAGUACAUUUUUAUCUCAAACUACAGAACAUAUUUUCUUACUUUUACUUCAGUGUAUUUAAAGCUUUAUGUAACUCUUGGGGUUAAGUUCUUUUCUUGUAGAAGUAGUGUUCAAUCAUUCUUGUCCUGUUUAAAGUGUACUGGUGAACUUUAAACCAUAAUUUUUACACUAUAGCACUCUAAUGUUCAGAUCCCAACCAAUUUGAAUUUUGGUGCAUUAUGGAUAAUUCAAAUUUACCUGGUCUUGCAGAUGGAUUUUGCUAGUUUUGCCAGGCCUGUCUGUUGAGCACAGUGGUCAUGCUAAGGGAGGGAGUUAUACUUAGAACUGCGCAAUAUAUAAGUAUGGGACCAAUUGAACAGUCUGUGUCUAUAGUUGAGACUGUUCUCUUGGGAAGAGGUUGGAUUAAAAGAAGUUGUGAAUUUCUACAUUUAUUAUUGUUUUGACUGUUUUUUUAAAUUAUGUCAGGACCCAAGUUAAAGGUAACAGAAAAGUAUGUCUAAUUGUUGUCAGUUAAAAAAGAUCUUUGGGAUUCUUUUUACGGUGACAAGUUUGAGCUGUUGGUUUACUGCAUUCACAUUUGUGUGUGCUAAGCAUAUACGUGAAAUACCCAAAAUCCAACAGUUGAACUUUCAAAGCUGAUAGUCAAUAGUAAUUUGCUUUUCCCUGAACAAUAUCCACCACCUUUUGGUUUGAUGUUUACAUUAAUAGCUGCAAACCAGGAAGGCUUGGACUUUUUAAGUCAGUGGUACAAAUUUUAAGAUGUGGGAACUUUUGAAGUACAGUAGUAAAGUGUUGUAUAAAUAAUUAUUCAGAUAAUUUAUUUGUUGGGAGUAGCCAUGAGCUAUUGCCACCUGGGCGUUACAUAAUGCAACUGAUAUGUGGAAGAUUGUUUCUUAUUUUAGUGGAGAGAAUGAAUGCAGCUGUGGUUUAAAUUCUUUGAUAACUCAGCUGUUUGAAAAAUGUUCUGAUCAUCUCCACUGCAAAUAAACAGUUUAACUUAUCUGUAGGUUAAAGCCCUUCUAUUUUAAUGUAUAAAAAUAAAGCACAGCUUCAACAAGUUUCCAUUUUCAUUAAUACAUUAUAAAAUUCUCAGGUCUAUGAAUGGCUAUCAGCAAGUAAUGUUUUUUGUCAUUGAGUUUAUAUGAGUUGCAUGCUGGAGUAUUUGUGUUCCCAUUUAAAACAGUUUAAGUACUUCAUUUUUAAAGUGUUCUUCUGUGCUUAGACAAAUCAAUUCCAUCCAUGGAAAGCAGACUGAUAUUCUUAUCAGAGAUAAAUUCCUAUUCAUGUUUUAAGGUGGCUGCAUCACUUGCUUGUCUUUUGCCCCCUUUCCCACCAGUUUUGACUUGCGACUCUCCCUGACAAUACAAUUACAACUCGAAACUUGUUUUAGUUCUUCUAAUUUGACGUCAGUUGAUCUUACAGGUUUUCAGUUGUUUACACAUUACCCAGUUUUCCCAUUACAAAGUAUUGAUGUAUCCCUGGUUUCUUUUGUCCUUUAAGAUAAGAUUUCUUUAUUAGUAAUUCCAAUUUUCACUGCAAAACUGAUGUUGCAGUUGAUAUUGUAACCCACCAUGCUGGCAAUGGUUGGCCACCCCAAAUGCCAAAGUUGAAAAAUCUUUUUUGCUAAUCUUUAACCAAAUUUUUUGAUUAAUUUUAAUCUGUCCAAUAAAUAACAUUAUAGUUGAAAUGGCAUAUUGUAAUGUUUCUGUCUUCAUUCAUCAAUGACAACUGAAAUCCUUCAUAUAGCAAAAAUUCUUUAUAAUACAAGAACAAACCAAUAAUAGGAGCUGGAAUUUUAUAGCCAUGUAGACCCAUACAUACUUUAUGCUUUCUA